Messenger RNA from Psilocybe cubensis, 1476 nucleotides. RefSeq lists its product as uncharacterized. The transcript is spliced from 3 exons. The coding region runs from base 1 to 1476 and encodes 491 amino acids. The record is from RefSeq and is a predicted model, not a curated record. Lineage: Eukaryota; Fungi; Basidiomycota; Agaricomycetes; Agaricales; Agrocybaceae.
AUGGUAUUAGGCGUUUUAGAGGCAUUGGUAUACACCUAUUUCCCAACACAGUAUACCGUGCACAUUGCUAUUGGCAUUGUCAGCAUACUCGCCCUCAGGGUUUUCUCGCAGGGCCGACGAACGACUCGAGAACGAGAUCUACACAACAGAACCAUCUUAUUGACGGGAGGUUUCACGCCGCUGGGACUAACACUUAUUCAAUCAUUGGCUCAACGAGGCGCACAUAUAAUCGCACUUUCUCCAGAUCCUAUAGAUUCUGAAAAUAUCACUAUUUUGGUUGAUCUCUUACGGACUACUACCUCUAACGAAGAGAUAUACGCGGACGAAUGCGACCUAACAUCCCCCGCCUCCAUAAGGGCAUUUUGUACCAAGUUCCUGACCGAAAAGGAGCAGAGACUAGACGCAAUCAUAUUUGCUCAUGAACACAAACAUAUUGGGGUACCCAGCAUUUUCUCCCGAAGUUCGAAGGAGCAGGAUCAGAAAGCGAGGGACGCCAACUCUCUGGCUACGUUCUUGAUCACCACCCUGCUACUUCCAGCUCUCCUGGUAGCUCCUCCGGAACGAGAUAUACGAAUAAUCAAUGUUGUAAACCCCUUUUAUGCCGCAGCUGCAGGACUCCCCUUUUCUCCAUCAUUUGUUAUCCCAGGAUCUGAGGAACCGUCGACUUCCAAGUCCAUAUUUCUUGAAGAGGGGCGAAGGUCGCUGCGAUCUGUUGUCUUCACUAGACAUCUUCAGCGGAUUCUCGAUGCCCUUCCGACAGCGGCCCAAGUACCCAAAACAGAAGAAGGCAGUACAUCUGUGCCUGUUGUCAGCCCUAAAAUCCAGAAAUCAAAUAUUGUUGCUAUUUCAGCAUCUCCAGGGAUUGGCAGAGUCGAUACAGUUUCAAACUUCCUUAACGCCGAUCUUCUUUCACCGACGGGUUCUUACUUUGGGCUGUUCCUAUAUCUUGUAUUGCAACCUAUACUCCGAAUUGUUACCAAAUCGCCUACAUUAGCUAUGCAAAGCAUUCUACACGUACUAUUCCUGCCAACGCCGUUCAAGAUCCUCUCUGUCGCUGCAAAUACUGCAAAUUCCAAAGUUGCUACUCAAGGGCCCCUGGAUACCUCUUUGCCUGAAGAAGUCCUUCUUCCUGGUGCUCUGUAUGCCAAUUGUGCAGCGGUGAAGCUCAACGUCAAAGUACCCGAAGAAUUAGUAGAAAGGGAUCGAGAGGCCAAGGCUGGAGAAAAAAGAAAAACAGGAAAAGGGAAAAGCAAAGCCACUGAAGAAAUCCUAGAUAUUGCUGAUGAUGGAGAGUACGGAGGAGAGCUGGCUGGUCGUUUGGUUUGGGAAGAAUAUGAGGGCGCCCUUAAAGUCUGGGAAAGUCAAAAUCCAGGAGAUGUUGAAAAAGAAAAAAAGAAAUAUGCUUCGAGCACGGCAAAGGCACCACCCAAAGUCUCCCCGAUGACGGAUGCGGCAGAAGAUCCAAACGUAUAUUAA